AUGGAGAAACAAGUUUUUAACCUUAAAUUUGCUGGCAAGCAAAUGCAGCGUUUUGCUAUGCGUUGCAAUAGAGACGAAAUAGAAUCGAAGAAUAAGUUGAAGGCUGCUAUUAAGAAAGGAGACACGGAAGGGGCAAGGAUACAUGCGGAAAAUGCUAUUCGUCACAAACAUACGGCAACCAGCUACCUGAAACUUGCUGCUCGAAUAGACGCCGUUGUCUCCAGAGUCCAGGCAGCUGUUACGACGAAGAAUUUCACCAGGAGCAUUUUAACAGUUGUCUCGUGUAUGGAAGAUGCGGCAAAGUCCAUGGAUAUGGAAAAGGUUAGCAAUCUCAUGGAUAGGUUUGAAGCAGAGUUUGAAAAUAUGGACAUACAGUCUAAGCUUGUAAGCUCAUCUUUAGCGAAUACAAUGUCCAUUACAACUCCUGAGAACGAAGUUCAGGGGCUAAUAAAUCAAGUAGCUGAUGAAACUGGAAUCGAGCUUAACCAAGAACUUGAUACUACAACUCCUCGUUCUCUUUCAGUAGCCCCUAUUUCAGCUGAAGAAGAAGAUGGCCUGACUCAGCGCUUAGCUAGGCUUCGACAAUCAUGA
Molecule: messenger RNA, 591 nt
Organism: Heterobilharzia americana
Lineage: Eukaryota; Metazoa; Platyhelminthes; Trematoda; Strigeidida; Schistosomatidae
Source: the annotation of a GenBank genome assembly